Messenger RNA from Mytilinidion resinicola, 1135 nucleotides. Its product is annotated as ARID-domain-containing protein. Lineage: Eukaryota; Fungi; Ascomycota; Dothideomycetes; Mytilinidiales; Mytilinidiaceae. Bases 121 to 1014 code for a protein of 297 amino acids. Gene Ontology annotation, molecular function: DNA binding. The transcript has 2 exons. The record is from RefSeq and is a predicted model, not a curated record.
GAACUUUCGUUCACAGAUAUUGCGAAAAGGGUCGGAGACCGCUGGCAAGCCCUUUCCUCAGAAGAACGCCUGCCUUAUGAGCGUCAGGCCAUCACAGCCCUAGAGGCAUACACUGCUCAAAUGGCUGAGUACAAGACUACACCCGAAUAUGGAGAAUAUCAGAAAUAUUUAAUGGAGUUCAAAGCCAAGAGGCAACAGGACCAUGAUUAUGACAAUCAUGGAAAGAAACACCGGGAGGAACUAGCACGGCAACAUGAGCCAGCCCUUUCAGGCACGGAUGAAAAUAUUGAUUACUUGAAUCAGCUAGCGGAAUUCCAUAAACAGCAUGGUGGCAGCCUCGAUCGAUUCCCGAGCGUGGAUAAACGACCUUUGGAUCUGUUCAAGCUCAAAAGGGCCGUCGAAAUGCGCGGUGGAUUUUUCGAAAUAAGCAAGCAGAAGACGUGGGCCGAGAUUGGAAGAGAUCUGGGCUACAGCGGCAAGAUCAUAUCCUCGCUUUCCACAUCACUUAAGAACUCAUAUCAAAAAUGGCUCCAUCCUUACGAGGAAUAUCUCCAAACUUUGAAAAUACGCCAAGCCGUCAUCAACGAGGAAGAUGGAGGCACCAUCAAGUGCAUCUGCGGCUUCUUGGACGAUGUCGGGUCUGUUAUUUUGUGCGAAAUGUGCGACAGAUCGCAGCACAUAGUCUGCUACUAUGAGAACCGUGACGUGCCCGACAUCCACGAGUGCGUAGACUGCUCACCCAGGCAGGUCGACUCAGAGAAGGCCACUGCACUCCAACGUCAGCUUCGGAAUUUGCCUAAGGCUCUCUCUUCCUUCGGAUUCCGGAUACCAAAGCGGUCUAGGGACAGACACCGAGUCUGCCUGUUCGAUGGGGUCCGUCGGAAGCUCUCUCGGCCUUUCUCAAGACUUUCUCCAAGAGUUUGUUGCUUUCUUCGGAGAUGUGCUCAUCGAGAGAGCAGGCGCACGAAAUUGAGCGGAACACGCCCUUGCGCAACAAUCUCCAGAGGUCAUUGAGAAGAGACUCAGUUUGCUACUCAAAGACUACGCCAUAGAAUUAUUACAGACAAAGGAUAUCCUCGUAGAAGAUUACUUGAAGAACAGGACCCCCGCUCGAGCCAUAGGAACAGAUGUACGA